This is a messenger RNA of Cercopithifilaria johnstoni, 504 nucleotides long. The record is from the annotation of a GenBank genome assembly. NCBI's taxonomy places the organism in Eukaryota, Metazoa, Nematoda, Chromadorea, Rhabditida, Onchocercidae.
AUGAGUGAUGCCGAUUUUAGUGAGGUAGAAGAUGAUAGUGCAACAAGUUCAGCACGUGCAAGUGAUAGUAAACGGCAUGCCCGCGCGCAGCAUAAUGCUUUAGAACGACGUCGUCGUGAUAAUAUCAAGGAUAUGUACGGUGCUUUAAAGGAUGCUAUUCCUGGCAUGCAGAAUGAAAGAGCUUCACGGGCUAUUGUUCUAAAGAAGUCAAUCGAUCUAAUCACUUCAAAGAAGGCCGAUUUGGAGAAAAUUUCAGCGCAGAAUCGCAAAUUGGAACAGGAAAACGUUACAUUGGAGCAUGAAAUUGAGCGUUUGAAGAGAACAUCCGAAAGUCAAAUUAGUGAAACGGUAUCGGGUGAUGCAAAUCGGCGGACGAACAGAAGUGAUGCAACAUCUGCAACAUCGAGAAGUGAUGUUUCCCAAUUGAGUGCACAUCUCAAUCUUCCAAACCGUAAACGCCCAGCUCCAAGUGAUGACCAAAGUACUAUCCCAAGAAAUACCUAA